Molecule: messenger RNA, 654 nt
Organism: Ostertagia ostertagi
Lineage: Eukaryota; Metazoa; Nematoda; Chromadorea; Rhabditida; Trichostrongylidae
Source: the annotation of a GenBank genome assembly
AUGACGAAGGCAUUUGGUGACUGGCGAGUGUGCAUGGAAAUAUUAUUGGACAACACGGGAGGAAACCAUUUGAAGGUGUGGAUGGAUUUUCCCAAAAUCACAAAUUUCUGUGCGGGUAUUACUGGAGCUCGCAGGAUCAAGCUCACUCUUCUUGAAAAUGAGGACGAAGUUAAGCGCUGUAUUCUUAGCAAUGAUAUUGAUCCCACCGUCACGGUAACGCUAGGUGUCGGUACUGAUAUAGGAGGGUCCGAAUUCUUUGGAGCGGAUCCAGUAAUCAGGCCGAAUGCCAACAUCUUCAGCGAGAUUGGGAAAUUUUUCCCGGUAGCUGUCAGUAAUUACUCUGGUCUCUCACAUUCCACUAUUCGAGCAGACAAUGGAAGCUACAUAAGCAAGACAGUGGAACAUGUUCAUUUUGCGACCUUUGUAACGAGAAUGGUAAAUCGUACACGAAUCGACAACUUGAUUAUGGACAAUGAGGGCCCUGAGUAUCAUUUGAUCCCAAUGAUAACUAUCGAUAACGUGCUUUCUGAAUACAAUAUUAUCAUCUGUCAAAUAAAUGUAGAGUUCCACGAAUGGAUGUCGAAGAGGUCGACGAUUUCUUCCUCAUUUGAUGUCGGGAAUGUUGAGACAAGGUCGAUACGCUGCUAUUCAUAG